AUGCAGCAGUUUAAAUUCAUGUCGGGACUGCGCGGACCUGACGCUAAGUUUGCCGACGACCGACAAGUCAAGACGGUUGGCGAAGCGAAGAAGUCUGUGGAAAACGCGAAAAAGGCUUCAGGCGAAGGGAGGAAGCUCCUCCGCGCGCUGAUGCGAGGAAGGUUUGACGAAGCUGCUUCCCUAGCAACGGCUCCGAUCGCAGAACACGGGGUUCGGGACGCCAAGGAAACGGCUCCCGUGUUUAUUCGCGCGGCUGCGACGGCCACUGCAACCGCCAUAGGUCUCAGCAUCGUGACCGCCGCGCCUUGCCUCCCCACCGUCUCCCCGGCCUCCGCCGCCGCUUUCAACCGCGUUGCUGACGUGGCGGCGGCGGGGCUGCCGGCGGAGGUUCUGCCGCCGAUCGCGGCGGUGAAUACGGGCGACGUGUGGCCGUCGCUGUACCAUUCGGCUCAAUUCUUCUCGUCGUUCCGCCCGCUGCCAGUUCCGAUCACGUUUGACGAAGGAAGCUUCGCGGAUCGAUCGGGCUUUGCCGCGCCGCCGUUAGUGUACACUUACCCCUCCGCUGACGUCACGAGUGACGCGUCGGUGGGGAUUAGGAACGAGCCGCUAACGGCUCCUGCAGUCGCUGAAUCGUCGGCAGUUCCGGCAUCCCUGCCGGCUAAUCUACCGGCUGCACUACCGGCCGCCCUACCCGCUUCUCUCCCGGCCGGAAAUUUCGCGUUGCCCGCACCAUCCGCUGCGGUUUUGCGCGUGCCCCCUUCCGGGGCUGCGGUGCCCAGUGCGCCCGUGGCGCUCCAAUUCUCCGCCGCUCCCCCUGCGUCCGUGGAUGCGGGAAAGGAUGCGCCCGGUUCCGCGGGCGCGGUUGGUGAUGUGAUUUUCGGCGUCAAUUUGUCCGUGUUAAAAGCCGCCUUCGGAACUGUGUUUAAGCUCUUCGGCAUCUGCGGUAAGUUUCUUCCAUCUUCUCUUGUUUCCUUCUGCAUCCCUCCUGCUCUCUCUCGCCGCUCUGGCUCUCUGCAGGUGGCCGCCACUCUUUCUGGCGAGUCUCUCUCAGCCCUCGCAGUGUUGCCGCUCAUCGCCAUUCUCCAGGUCCUGGUAGGCACUGUGUUGGGCAAGGCUGCGUGCCUCGUGGCUUUCCACAAGCCGUCGUCACUGCUGCCCUCCGCUGCCCUGCUUCCCUCUCUUGUUACCGGCAACAGCGGCAGCAGCAGCAACUUGAAGCACAGCGACGGAAGCAGCAGAGAAAACCACACUGAGCUUGUCGCCACUGCUGCCGAACCAACAGCAACGGCAGCAACAGUAUCAACAACACUAGCAGCGGCAGAAGCAGCGGCGGCUGCACUGCGAACCAAGGAGUCGGUGGUAACGGCAGUGUGUGCAUUCAGCAACUCGCUCUCGCUGCCUCUGGUGUUCCUCACGGCGCUGCUCAGCCAGGUGGAUGGUGACAGGGCGGCCGGCUACCUUGCGCUCUUCAUGAUGGGCUGGCAGCCGGCUCUGUGGACGAUUGGCUACAGCAUUCUCAAGGACGCGGGCAAGCCCGCUGGUGGUGGCAGCAGCAGCAGCAUCAAGGCAACUGCGGCUGGUGUCGGUGAUGCUGUUGCUGCUGGUGGUGUUGGGGGCGUGCGUGCGUGGGUGAGCAACGCCGUGGAGUGUGUCUCUGGUGUUGCCAAGAAGGUGUUCAACCCGCCCAUGUAUGGGGUUCUUGUGGGAGUGGUUAUCGGCACCACUCCGCUCGGCCAUUUCUUCCUGCCGGCUGCUGCCGAUACUUCUGCGGCUGCUACAGCCGCCGCUGCUGGCUCAGGCGACCUGCUGUCUUCUCUCCUCGGCCCUGCUACAGCCGGAGUGCUGCACCCGCUGUUUGGGGCAGCAGGCAUGCUGGGGGGAGCAUGCGUCCCUGUGCAAACCAUCGUCCUCUCCUCCUCCCUUGCGGACGCCCUCCCUGCCAACCUCUCCUGGCCGAAAUUCCUCCCCGCACUCCCCAACCUGCCCACUCCUCCCAACCCCUUCGCAAACCUCCAAAAGUCCCUCUCUGCCAAAUUCCCUGCCCCUGUCUUCCCUGCUGCCCGCCUAGUUCCCCAUCAGCCCUUCCUUGGAAACUCUCUUCUAGCUGCUUCCUACUCCACUGCUGCUGCGGCUGCAGUCACAGCGUCAGCUGCUUCAGCAUCUGUCCUAGCGAUUCCAGUGCAAGGGAGGGUGGAGAGGGGCGUGGAGAGGGGUGAGGAUGGGUUGAAGGAAGUACGGUCGUGUGAGGCAGAGAGCAACACGGAGGCGGUGGGAGGGGUGGCGAUGAUGGGGGGUGGGGACGCUACAGGUGCGCUAGAGGUGACAGGCCUAGAGGCGCUGGAAUUAGAAAUGGAUCUGAGCAUGGGACAGGGUGCUGCCAUGCACCUGGAACGACCGAAUGCUGAUGCCGCUGCGGCAGCAGCAGCAGCGGAAGAGGAAGAAGCAGUAUCUAUUAGUCCGUUGAGCUCCAAGACCCGUCCACUCGCGGGAGUGCUCGCCUCACUCAUGCUUCGACAGUACGCCCUGGCCAUGCUACCAAUCACCAUCUGGGUAACCGUUUUCCUCACAAUCCUCAACAUCCCCAUGUGA
Closterium sp. Yama58-4 is the source of this 2589-nucleotide messenger RNA. Lineage: Eukaryota; Viridiplantae; Streptophyta; Zygnematophyceae; Desmidiales; Closteriaceae. The record is from the annotation of a GenBank genome assembly.